Molecule: messenger RNA, 2286 nt
Organism: Cordyceps militaris CM01
Lineage: Eukaryota; Fungi; Ascomycota; Sordariomycetes; Hypocreales; Cordycipitaceae
Product: ATP-dependent RNA helicase SUV3
Exons: 2
Coding region: 1-2286 (761 amino acids)
Biological process (GO): mitochondrial RNA 3'-end processing; RNA catabolic process
Cellular component (GO): mitochondrial degradosome
Molecular function (GO): RNA helicase activity; hydrolase activity, acting on acid anhydrides; ATP binding
Source: RefSeq, a predicted model, not a curated record
AUGAUACGUGUUGCCUGCAGACGGGCCUGCACCGUCCAACCCUCAGUCUCACUCUGCCAUCGACUACUGGCUACCAACGCGCAACAGCAAAGCCAGGGGAGGCCACAUCGCGUCGCCGUCGAGCGGCCGCCGGAAAGGAAGGUCGAACCAAAAAUAUAUAAAAAGCCAAAGCUUGAGCCCAGAGCCGACUCGAUUAGCCAGGGCCAUGAUCCACGCUCAAGACUGGUCCUAGACAGUGGCAAAAAGUACAAGGGCAGACAUGGCGUCUUUCGGUCCACCGUGCUGCACCGCCUGCAAUUCGUCCUGCAGCAGCAGCUCGACUCGGCGCAGUUCGCGCAGGGCGGCAUCAGCGAGGACGAGCUGCAACGGCAGGGCGCCGCCUUUAUGAACGCCAUUGACGAAGCCUUUUCCCUUGCCGAGCGCAACAUUACCCGGCGCGACAAGAACCCGCUCUUCUGGAACCUGCGCGACGCCUUCAUCCAGAAAGACGUCAAGGGCCUGCAAAAGGAGAUUCAGUACUGCUUCCAGUCGUUUGUCACGCAGCAGCGCUUCUCGCGCGGCGUCGAGGCGAGCCAGGCCGACCUGCUCAACCUGCGCUACCCGCACGAGUGGUUCCCGGCCACGCGCGCCAUGCAGCGCACCAUUCACGUCCACGUCGGCCCGACCAACUCGGGCAAGACGUACACGGCCCUCAAGGCGCUCGAGGCCAGCACGUGCGGCGUCUACGCGGGGCCGCUGCGCCUGCUCGCCGCCGAAGUCUACCACCGGCUGCGCGCCAAGAACCUGCCGUGCGCGCUCAUCACCGGCGAGGAGGUGCGCAUCCCCGAGGACACGGACCGGUACUUUUCCAGCUGCACCGUCGAAAUGAUGCCGCUCAACAAGAGGUUCGACGUGGCCGUCAUUGACGAGAUCCAGAUGAUUGGCAACGCCGAUCGCGGCAGCGCCUGGACUACGGCCUUUCUUGGUGUCCAGGCCAAGGACGUGCACGUCUGCGGCGAGGAGCGCACCGUGGCGCUGAUUGAGAGCCUGUGCGCGACGAUUGGCGACAAGUGCGUCGUGCACCGCUACGAGCGCCUCAGCCCGCUCAAGACCAUGUCGACGGCACUCGAGGGCAGGUACCACCAGCUCGAAAAGGGCGACGCCAUUGUCGCCUUUAGCCGCGUCUCGCUGCACGCCCUCAAGCGGCAGGUCGAGCAGGAGACGGGCCGGCGGUGCGCCAUCAUCUACGGCACGCUGCCGCCCGAGGUGCGCGUGCAGCAGGCCGCGCUCUUCAACGAUCCGGACAACGACUACGACUUUGUCGUCGCCAGCGACGCCAUCGGCAUGGGCCUCAACCUCGAGAUCAAGCGCGUCAUCUUUGAGUCGGUGUACAAGUUUGACGGCUUCCAGCACCGCAUGCUCAGCGUCCCCGAGUUCAAGCAGAUUGGCGGCCGCGCCGGCCGGUACCGCUCCGCCCAGCAGGCGCAGGACGACGCCACGCCAGCGGACAAUGCCGAGCAAAAAGUCGGCUACGUCACCGCCAUGGACCGGCAGGACGUGCGCGCCCUCACCAAGGCGUUUCAGCAAGACGUCGAGGACAUCAAGCACGCGUACAUUCAGCCGCCGCCGAGCGUCGUCGAGCGGUUCGCGUCCUACUUCCCGCCCGACACGCCGCUCUCGUUUCUCCUAAUGCGGAUCAAGGCGGCCGCGACCGUCAGCCCGCACUUUCGGCUCAACAUCAGCAGCUCCGCGCUCGAAAUCGCCGACAUCAUCCAGGACCUGCCGCUGUCCAUCUACGACCGGCUGAGCAUCUGCCACAUGCCCAUCUCCCUGUCCAGCGAGGGCUCCGUGGCCGCGCUCAAGGCCAUGGCGCGCGUCGUCGCCCACAACGAGUCGGGCGACCUGCUGUCCAUCCGGGAGAUCCCGCUCGAGGUGCUCGACCUGCGCCUCACCGAGCUGUCCGGCAAGGAGGCCACCGACUACCUGUACAAACUCGAGUCGCUGCACAUGGCGCUCAACGGCUACAUCUGGCUGUCGUACCGCUUCACCGGCCUGUUUCGCAGCAUCGAGCUCGCGUUCCACGCCCGCACGCUCGUCGAGGAGAAGCUCAUUGACUCGCUCGAGAAGCUCAACUUUACCGACGAGCAGCUGCUCUCGCUGCGGCAGCGGAAGAGGCGGCAGGCCAAGGCGGCCCGGCUGCGGGACAGGGUUGCGGCCGAAGCGGAUAUUGAUGCGGGCAACGAUAGCGCCGUGUUGGGGAUUUCGUCGUCUGACGAUGUCAAGCAGCGGGGCGAGGUGACGGCAUAA